GCAGCUACAUCGACGAGAUGAGCUUAGACUUCUCCCGGAGUUCCUCGGCGCGCGCCUCGGGCCGUCCCACGGGCGAGUUUAUCGCCCUGCUCCGCGAGAGGGGCGCGAUCUACUCUGAGGAGAGCGACGCAGAGUUAUGGCGCGAUCGCAGGUGCCAGGCGAAGCGCGCCAUCGUGGACGAGCGCAUGGACCUUCGCUGCGGGACUCCGUCGUUGCGAGCAUGCUCCGGGAGCGCGUGGAGGGCGGGCGCGUCGGCGUUCGACUUGGUUGCCCAGGCCGCCGUGGAGCCCUCGGUCGCCUUCGACGGGGGGCCCGACGUCGGCGGCGCCCCUCGACUCGACGCCGCGGUCGCCGCCGAUUCCGUCGAGCAGGGCGCCGAGCUGGCGGCGGAGAAAGCGGCGGCCGCGUUCGGGGUGGACUCCGUCGGGCUCCUUGAGCAGCGGGCGAACCAUGCUGGGCCGAGCGUCUGCGACCCCAUAUUUGGCCCCUCGGCGCGGCCAUGCAGGCCGAGGCUCGAGCCCCCCGAGGAACGGGCGGAGAAGCUCUCUCCGAGCGGCGACUCCAGCAUCGCGGCCGACGCAGAG
Messenger RNA from Prorocentrum cordatum, 584 nucleotides. The record is from the annotation of a GenBank genome assembly. Lineage: Eukaryota; Dinophyceae; Prorocentrales; Prorocentraceae.